Molecule: messenger RNA, 3027 nt
Organism: Eublepharis macularius
Lineage: Eukaryota; Metazoa; Chordata; Lepidosauria; Squamata; Eublepharidae
Gene: CHPT1
Product: choline phosphotransferase 1
Exons: 9
Coding region: 190-1356 (388 amino acids)
Biological process (GO): phosphatidylethanolamine biosynthetic process
Cellular component (GO): Golgi apparatus; endoplasmic reticulum membrane
Molecular function (GO): ethanolaminephosphotransferase activity; diacylglycerol cholinephosphotransferase activity
Source: RefSeq, a predicted model, not a curated record
ACAGGACAGGACAGCCCGCCACCGCCUCCUCACGGCCGCCAACUUCCUGCUCGCCUCCCCCUGGAACAGCUGCCCCUGCGGUGGCCCGCAAGCCCGUCCCUCUUCGCCUGCCCCGCCGCGCUCGGCCUCUCCCGCCGCCGCGCUUGCGGACUGCAGAGCAGGCGAGGCGGCGCCGGCCGGAGGGGCGUCAUGAUGUGGCGGUGGGUGCUGCCCGAGCCCCUGAGCGCGGCGCAGCUGAGGCGCCUGGAGCAGCACCGCUAUAGCGCGUCCGGGCGCUCGCUGCUGGAGCCGCCGCUGCAGCUGUACUGGGCCUGGCUGGUGGAGCGCGUCCCCACUUGGCUGGCCCCCAACGCCAUCACCCUUGGCGGCUUCGUCGCCAACGUCCUCCCGCUCCUCCUGCUCAUCUUCUACUGCCCCAGCGCCACCGAGGAGGCUCCUUCUUGGGUAUUUAUUUUAUGUGCAUUAGGACUCUUUAUCUACCAGUCACUGGAUGCUAUUGAUGGGAAGCAAGCCAGAAGAACCAAUAGCAGCUCUCCUUUGGGUGAACUCUUUGACCAUGGCUGUGACUCUGUUUGCGCAGUUUUCAUUGGUAUUGGAACCUGCUUAGCAGUUCGGCUAGGAACAAGUCCAGACUGGCUGUUUUUCUGUACCUUUAUUGCAAGUUUCCUGUUUUAUUGUGCUCACUGGCAAACCUAUGUAUCGGGCAUGCUAAAGUUUGGGAAAUUUGAUGUAUCUGAAGUACAGAUAGCAGUAAUUAUACUCUUUUUGUUAUCUGCGUUUGGUGGAACAACAAUGUGGGACAACCAGAUUCCUGUGCUGGACGUAAGAUUGAAGAUGAUUCCUGUGGCUGGGAUAGUGUUUGGAGCAAUAAAUUCCAGUUACAAUUAUUUCAGAGUAAUCUUUGGAGGAGGAGUUGGGAAGAAUGGAUCCACAAUAGCAGGAACAAGUGUUUUGUCACCUGGCCUCCAUAUAGGAUUAAUUAUUACUUUGGCAAUAAUGAUCUACAAGAAGUCCACAACACAACUUUUUGAAAAACAUCCUUGCCUCUAUGCCUUAACAUUUGGAUUUGUGAGUGCCAAGAUCACACAAAAACUGGUGAUAGCACAUAUGACAAAAAGUGAAAUCUUCUUACAAGACACUGCAUUUAUUGGACCAGGCCUCCUAUUUCUAGACCAGUAUUUCAACAGUUUUAUUGAUGAAUAUAUAAUUCUGUGGAUAGCAAUGUUCAUAUCUUUGCUUGAUUUGCUGAGAUAUUCCAUUGGGGUAUGCAUACAGAUUGCUGCACACCUUCGCAUACAGGUCUUCAAAAUCCCAUCUCAUCAAGCUCCUGAACAGGUUCAAAACCAUAAUGAGUGACUUGUAGCUGAGGUUCAAGUUGUUUCUCCAUUGAGCCAUCAGAAUAACAUGGACUGAAGAGACUUGCGAACAGUUGCCAUCUCUUGCUGUUGCUGUCAUAAGAAAAGGAAAAAUAGUGAUUAAGUGUAAUAUUCUGUAACAUAGUUUUAAUUCACUGAACAAAAUGAUGAAUAUUUAAUUUUCUAUUUAAAUGCUCUAUUUUAAAAUGUGUAAUUGAAUUCUUCAUAAAUCAGUGUUAACACUUACAGUGUCCAUCAUAAUUUUCUUUUGCAACAUAGCCAUUUCUUUGCGAAGUUCAUUUUGUGCACCUGUUAAAAGGUUUUCAUGAGUCUUCUCCAUGUCUUCCAUACUCUAAAAGCAGAUAUCAACUUCAAUUUAUCAUUUGUUUAUACUGAGAAAUUCACUUGUCUUUAAGUCAAGUGGGACACCUAAAUCAGCAUAGCAACAACCAAGAAUUUCUAUGUUAGCAAGUAAUAGUCUUAACAUGUGCCAGAACUUCAGAUGUAUCUUUCUGUGGCCUAUUACACUGAUAGUAUGACAUUCUAAUAGAACUGGUAAGUUACUUCAGGAUGUGACAGCCAGAAGAAUGACAGUCUACAGCAGUAGAGCAUUCAACAGACAGAAAACAGUGGACGUUAUGCCAACAUUUUAUAAUUACAAGUCAAAAAAUACAGUAGUAGCUUGUAACUGAAAGGGAAGAUGUGCCAGACUAGAUGCUACUGGAUAUGGCAGUACAUGCCAUGCAUAUCUUCAGCAUCAGGUUGUUUGACCUUACUGCUGUCCUUCCAGGGCUGAACUCUUUAUCAGAAGAUGUACACAUUAAACUGACAAUAAUAGUGUGUUCUUAAGGAUGGACAUAAUCAGGGCUCAUUUGGAGGGGGAACACCCCGGAACGGCAUUCCAGAAAAGAGAUCAUGUGGGUUUUGGCCCCGUCCACAUGAUUCCUUUUCCUCCCCACUGCCCAUGUCUUUAGCAGCAGGCAGCACCACCACCACUACCACUCCGCAUCACCGCCUCCUGGAUUCUCUGGUAGGAACCCGGGGCAGGGCGGGGCGGUGUCCGCGCAGCCCGUCCUCCAGGCCUGCAAGCGGUGAGGGCUUUCCAAAGCAGGAUAAGCUGCUUUCAGUUCAUUCUGCUUUAUUUUCAUUUGUGACUUGUGAGUGCAAGCUGGGCUGCAGGGGCUGACCCUCCGGAGGAGGGAAAGCUGCUUUGAUUUCAUUCUGCUUUAUUUUCAGGAAAUACCUGGAGAUUUUUGGGGAAAGGGGCCUGAGGGGUGGGUGUUGCCUUCUGACACACUUCCGGUGACAUAUGCAAAUCAGUUAUGCCAAUGACACACUUCUGGUGAUGACAAGGGGCGUGACAUAUGCUAAUGAGUUCCUGCAGUUCUUUUUUUACGAAAUGAUCCCUGGACAUAAUGAAGCUGAUUGUGUUACAGUACCAUUUGGUGUUAAAACAAAAUGCAUAUAUUUUAUUGACCUUUAAGAAUUGUUCAUACAGCUGUUUAAUAGUCUUCAGUCUUUGACUCUGAACUAUUCUUGCUUGUUGGAAUACCUUUUGUUGUUGCCGAAACACAUUCUAAAGCAAAAAAAAAAACCCAUUGUGUAAUAUAGUCACUUAUACUGUUGACAACUGUAAACCUUGUCUAAUUAAAGAUCAAAACUACUUUUAGAA